Triticum turgidum subsp. durum (durum wheat) is the source of this 903-nucleotide messenger RNA. Lineage: Eukaryota; Viridiplantae; Streptophyta; Magnoliopsida; Poales; Poaceae. The record is from the annotation of a GenBank genome assembly.
AUGGCGCUGGCACGCCGGAGUCCGGCCUCCUCCCUCCUGGUCAUCGCCGCGGUUCUCUCCGUUCACGGCCUCCUCCCCGCUCCGGCCGCCGCCACGGGCAAGACCGGCCAGCUCACCGUCUUUUGGGGCCGGAACAAGGACGAGGGCUCUCUCAGGGAAGCCUGCGACGCCGGCCUCUACACCGCGGUCAUCAUGUCCUUCCUCAACGUCUACGGCCACGGCAAGUACCGCCUCGACCUCUCCGGCCACCCGCUCGCCGGCAUCGGGGGCGACAUCAGGCACUGCCAGUCCAUGGGCAUCACCGUCUCCCUCUCCAUCGGCGGCUACGGCGGCGACUACGCGCUCCCGACCAACCGGUCCGCGCUCGACCUCGCCGACCACCUCUGGUUCUCCUACCUCGGCGGCAGGCGCAGGGGCGUGCGCCGCCCGUUCGGCCGCGCGAGUCUCGACGGCGUCGACCUCUUCCUGGAGCGCGGCGGGCCGGCGGAGCACUACGACGCGCUGGCGAGGGAGCUGGCCAGGCGCAAGGCCCGCGGGGGGAAGGCGCCGCGGCUGACGGCGACGCCGCGCUACGCGUUCCCGGACCGGCUCGCGGCGCCGGCGCUCUCGACGGGGGUCUUCGAGCGCAUCCACGUCAGGUUCUACGACUACCCGGACUGCACGGCGUUCAUCGAGGACGCGUGGGGCAGGUGGACGGCGGCGUACCCGGGCAGCGAGAUCCACCUCGGCCUCACGGCGUCGGAGAAGGCCAGCUGCUACCUGCACCCCAAGGCGCUCUGGGAGAUCACCAUGCCGAUCGUGCAGAAGGCGGCCAACUACGGCGGCGUCAUGCUCUGGGACCGGUACUACGACGUGGUGAACGUCCAGGACCACUACAGCAGCUACAUCAAGAACUGGGCCUGA